Dryobates pubescens (Downy woodpecker) is the source of this 2692-nucleotide messenger RNA. Its product is annotated as sestrin-3. Bases 99 to 1442 code for a protein of 447 amino acids. The transcript has 9 exons. Lineage: Eukaryota; Metazoa; Chordata; Aves; Piciformes; Picidae. Gene Ontology annotation, molecular function: L-leucine binding; oxidoreductase activity, acting on peroxide as acceptor. Gene Ontology annotation, biological process: negative regulation of TORC1 signaling; positive regulation of macroautophagy; regulation of response to reactive oxygen species. The record is from RefSeq and is a predicted model, not a curated record. Gene Ontology annotation, cellular component: nucleus.
CCCCGGCUCAGCGCUGCCGGCAGCCGGGACGGGGCAGGAGGGGGCGGGCGGUAGGGACCGGCGCCGGUCACUGGCGCUGCAGACGGCACCGGCUCACCAUGAUCGUGUGUCCCCAGAGCGUGCAGCAUCCCCGAGGAAGUCGGUGCCAGCGGCUGCCGGGACAGGUAGUGAAGAUGUCCAGCAGCGACCCUGAGCGCCCCCAGCUGCUGCUUGUGAAGGUGCUGGCGAACCGGGGGCGGCUGGAGGCGGUGACCCAGCAGAUGGGCUACCACCCGCAGUACCUCGACAGCUUCCUCAAGACUCAGCACUACCUGAUGCACAUGGACGGGCCGCUGCCCUUUGACUGCCGCCACUACAUUGCCAUCAUGGCAGCUGCCCGGCACCACUGCCGCUACCUGGUGAACCUGCACGUGCUGCAGUUCCUGCAGGCGGGGGGCGAUCCCCAGUGGCUGCGUGGCCUCGACUACAUCCCCCCCAAGCUCCGCAACCUCAACGAGAUCAACAAGAUCCUGGCACACCGGCCGUGGCUCAUCACCAAGGAGCACAUUGAGAAGCUGCUGAAGAUCAGUGAGUGGAGCUGGUCGCUGGCAGAGCUGGUGCACGCUGUUGUCCUCCUGGCACACUGCCAUGCCCUCGCCAGCUUUGUCUUCGGCUGUGGCUGCGAGCAGGACGAGGGGCUGGGGGGCCGCGGCUCGCUGAAGGCCUUGUCCCCUGGUACCCAGUGCAUCUGUGAAGCCAGCAACGGCUGCGGCCAGGAGCUGCUGCGCGUCAGCCGCAAGCGGUCGCUGGACUCCUGCAUGGAGCUGGAUUCUCUGCGGGAACGCAUGCAGCGGAUCCACGUGGAGACCGAGGGCAGGGAAGAGAUGAGGCUGCUGCAGCACGACCGGGAGGAAGCUGAUCCUGACGGGGAAGUCACCGGUGCCACCAACCUUGCCUGCUACAUGCAGGACCCUGACUUUGGAUACCAGGACUUUGCGCGGCGCGACGAGAAUCAGACGCAGGUAUUCAGAGUCCAGGAUUACUCUUGGGAGGACCAUGGCUUCUCGCUGGUCAACCGGCUCUACUCGGACAUCGGGCAUCUCCUCGAUGAGAAGUUUCGGAUGGUGGAUGGCCUGCAAAGCACUGCCAUGGCCAAGAGGCAGGGCUGCGAACCCUCCGUCUUCAAGCGGGGCAUCUGGAACUACAUCCACUGCAUGUUUGGCAUCAGGUACGAUGACUACGACUACGCGGAGGUGAACCAGCUGCUGGAGAGGGUGCUCAAGGUGUACAUCAAAACUGUCACCUGCUACCCAGAGAAGACCAACGCUGAGAUGUUCGACAGGUUCUGGAAGCAGUUCAAGCACAGUGAAAAGGUCCACGUGAACCUGCUGAUCCUGGAGGCCCGGAUGCAGGCCGAGCUGCUGUACGCACUGCAGGCCAUCACCCAGUACAUGAUCUCCUAGAGGCUGGGGAGCUGUGCUGCGGCAGGGCCGGGCACCACCCCCCCUGGACUCGUGAGCCUCGUGCUGGGAUGGCCGCCGAGGGCUUGCUCACUUUAGCUGCCCUGACUGUCUUGUUCUUUUGCCCGCCCCCCACACCCCCCGGGGGGCUCGCUGAGUGGUCCCGUUACGUGCAAUUACCAAACUGUGAGGCAAACCCGUGCUGCUGAGAUGUCAGUGUGAUGCUGGAGACUGGAACGUGCCCAAGGAGGACUGCCAGAGGCGCAGGAGGGUGGGAAGGGACUGGGGCUGGUUUCGAGGGCUGCUCUCCUGCCAGCAGAAGCUCCGUGGCGGCGUGCUGCAGGAGCCCUGGCCGCUGCAGGGAGGCCAAAGGGGAGAGCUGGUUUCCUUCCCUGUGCUGCAGUGGCUGCCCUUCUUGCGAUCCACCCUUUGGUGCUUGGCCUCGUUGGGGUGAUGCGUCUCACUUGGGAGCAAGUGGCAGCAGCUUGUGGGUGCAUUGCAGUGUCCUGAGUUCCAUGGUCAGGCAGGGAAGAGUGCAGGCUCCAAGUCAGGGCUCUUCUCCAGCCCAGCAUGGGAAGGGGAUGUGCUUGCUGCCUCCGUGUCCCGUCCUUUAGGUCUACGUGCCAAACCCCUCUGGGAUGGACAAGCAAUGACCCAGGUGAACUCCAAACUGUGAAGCUCUUGCUGGCAGGGUUCCCCUAGUGCUCUCACAGUGGGUUGAGAAGGCCUCUGACAGUGUUCAGGCUCUGAAGGUUCCUGCCAAGGACUUUGGGCAGUCCUUUUGGAGGUUGUCCCAAAGGCCCUCAUCUACCCCCUAGCAGCAGAGGGGCAGGAGGAACAAGGAAAGCUUCCUGAGUUACUGUGGCUUGUAUCUUCUAACCACGUUGAGAGGGCUGAGAUCCUGGGCCCAGUCCCUCACUGUUUACCAGCGUUGUGGAAGAGCCUGCAGUCAGCAGAGAACUACAGAAAGCUGCUUGAAGCUGGGCUGUCCCUGUCUGAGCCUGCACCACUGCUCCAGGACUGCUCUCUGCCUGUGCAGCAGCCCUGGGCUGGGGAGGUGCUCCAGAGAGCAGCCAUGGAAGAGGAAUGAGGCCACCUGUGUUAAGUGGGAGCCUGAAGCAAGGGCAGCUGUGGAGGCAGCCCAGCACACACUGCUUCAGUCGACCUGUUUACUGCGUAAAUGUACCGGGAGAAACUUUGUGUAUGGAAGCUACAGAAAAAGCCUAUUUUUGCUAUAAAUAUAUUAUGUUUGA